Messenger RNA from Perkinsus marinus ATCC 50983, 1419 nucleotides. RefSeq names its product major intracellular serine protease precursor, putative. The coding region runs from base 1 to 1419 and encodes 472 amino acids. The transcript has a single exon. The record is from RefSeq and is a predicted model, not a curated record. Lineage: Eukaryota; Perkinsozoa; Perkinsida; Perkinsidae. Gene Ontology annotation, molecular function: serine-type endopeptidase activity. Gene Ontology annotation, biological process: proteolysis.
AUGUUCAACAACCUCAUGCCUAAACGCUUAACCUUCUUCUGGGCUUUCUUCGCCGGCACUAUCACCUUCGGUGAGAGCACUACUAAUCGCACACUUCUGAGGGUAUUCCAUCGUGGAGUCCCACUCGACAUUCGUCAUAUACCAAAAAUGAUGACACAGACUCUCGCGGCCUCUGAUGGAAUGAUGGAAUCUCUCAGUCAAGAUGACCAUGAUUGUGAACGAUGCUUCGCGCAAGAUGAUAUGGUCUAUGACUUGAAGGCGAUAGGCAUACAAAUUGUGGACUCCAAAUGCCCGGUUGGUCACAAACAAAUUUUGAACUACUUGAGGAAAGCUAAGAAUAUGCUGAGCAUCGACUUCGAUUGCGAGCCCGACUCGAGGGUCACACUGCAUCCGACCCUCGCGGCGGACAUGGCAACUUGCACUGGUGGCAAUUCUGUUCUCGGCACAAACGACCCCGGCUCAUCCUGUCAGCCUAACCUCGAGCUUAUCCAUUUAGGGGCUGCCUGGGAAGCGGCUCGCUCAGCCGGACGGAAGCUGAAGGAUGUCGUGUUGGCCAUCAGCGACACUGGUGUUGACAUGACUCAUCCUGACCUGGUUAAUCAAUUCUGGAGGAACCCAGCUGACAACUCCAUCGGUUACAACUUCAUAACCAACAGUAUUGAUGUGACUGAUAGACACAGCCACGGUACUCACUGUGCUGGCAACGCUGCCGCUCAGACUAAUAAUAACAUUGGCAUCGCAGGAGUGGCAAAUAUCGAUGGCUCAGUACCUAGUGUAAAGCUGAUGAUACUCAAGAUGCUUGAUGACACAGGAGGGGGCUAUACGAGUGACAUAGCGAGGGCCAUCAACUUCGCCGUCGAAAACGGGGCAGCAUUUUCCUCUCACUCCUACAGGUGGUUUGACGACAAUGAAAUAAUGAGGGCCGCAUUCAGGAACGCCGCUGCUGCUGGGCAUAUGGCUGUGACUGCAGCUGGAAAUGAGAUGGCCAAUUUAGAUGGUUGGCCAACCUUUCCAUGCACUUAUGCGAUCGAAAUACCAUCAAUGCUCUGUGUGGCUGCCACUACUUCCGACCCGACCGAGGACGUCACUAUGGCCCCCUUCUCGAGUGCUGGUUCUGCAACGAAGGUUGCCGCACCCGGUGUCGAUGUUUAUUCAACUUUUCCGGGCGGGUCCUAUAGUUAUAUGAGUGGUACAUCGAUGUCCACUCCUACGACCGCCGGUGUCGCGGCUUUGCUGGGUACGCUCGGUCUAGAGAGCCAAGAAAUAGCGGACACUCUUAUCAAGUCUCGGACCGAUGGUUUACCGAAUUGGCGUGGGGUAUCUGAUAUCGGGAUGAUCGAUGCCUUCAAAGCAGUCCAAGCAGCUCUGGGCUCGCCGGCUACUCGUUUAAGAAAGAACAUCCAGUCUUCGAGUAGAUGA